UAAUACAAUUUCCCAUCCCUGUUGUUAUGAAUUUUAAUUUAAUUAGUUUCAUAAAAUAAAGUGAUUAUGUUUUUACCAAAAAUAUGGAUAAUAUGUCGAGUAUGUUUGCAACAACAAGAGGAAAUGUAUAAUAUCUUCGAGGAUAAAGUCGUUACAAAUAUUUGGUCCUUAUUAAGGGACUGUGGCGGGGUGUCGGUCAGAAAAAACGAUAAUAUGCCGGAUAAAAUAUGUGAAGCAUGCUUAAGAAGGUUAUGUAAAGCCAAUAACUUUCGUAUGGACUGUCAAAGGGGACAUCGUGAACUUAUACAAAUUCUUAUAGAAAGAAGUAUUAAUCUGUAUGAAUUGGAUUUAGAGGAGGAGAAGAGAAAUUGUAAUGAUGUUAUUACGAUUUCAGAUUCAAAUACCAAUUACCGAGUUUCUAGUUUUAUAUCAAACUUGGAUCCUCCAGUUACUAUCGAAUUAUCACAAAAUUCCGAAAAUAUAGUUGCAACUGAAACUAAAGAAGAAAAUAAUCUGGAAAAUCCAUCUAACAGUUGCGGUAAUAUUAAACAAUAUCGUGUAGUAACAAAAAAUAAUGCUAAAGAUAAAGAAAUUAUAGAAAAAACUUCAAAACCAAUUGAAAAAGAACCCAUUGUGUUAUUGUUAAAAUUAAAAAAUGCUCCGCCCAAACAAAGUCCAAUCAAAAGAAAAGCAAAGGAUGUAGCUACUAAAACUUCACAUAAACUAAAAGCAAAGGAAAAUAAGGAAGCGAAAGCCACAAAUAAAACUGAAUCAAAAAGAGAAAAUGAAAAGGCGAAAUCAGAAUCGGAAAGUAUAAAACCAACAGCUAGAACUCUUAUAAAAGAUAAAUUGAAAACAACGUCAAAAUCCAGUAUUACCAAUAGGUCUAAAAAGGGAACAACCAAGUAUACUUGCAGAAUUUGUAAGAAUAGAUACGGUACCUAUGUCCUGUUACGUCAUCAUAUGUACACCCAUAGUAGACCUCAUCAGUGCAAAAUUUGUAAGAAAAGUUUUAGUCAAAUUCAAGCAUUUUUGUGUCAUAAUAACCUGCAUACCGGAAUAAAACCAUAUUACUGUAGGUUUUGUUAUAGAUCUUUCUCAGAUAUAACAAAUCGCAACAGUCAUGAAAGGAGGCUGCAUAAAAAACAGGAAUAUAAGUGCGCCAAAUGUAAUAAAAUAUUCAGAUUCAUAACUCUAUUACAGAAACAUGUUCAGGGCCAUAGACAGAAAAAAUGUUUGAUUUGUAACAAAGAGUUUGCUUCUCUUCAGAUGGUACGUAAACAUCAUCAAAGACAACAUUUAAAGUUAACAAAUAAAAAUUAAAUAAUUAAAUGCAUUAAAUGUUUAUUAAACCAAUUAACAAUUGUAUUUAUUGUUAAAUAUUUUUAAGCAUAAACAAAUUACCCCUGUUGAUUGUAAGUUUUAUACUAUUUAAAGUGAAAUUUAGUGAAAUUUGAAUUUAUUGAAUUGAAAUUUUUAUCCGAAAAAAUUUAAUAUUUUUUCUAUAAGUUAGAUUAUGUAAAAUGGAAUGGAAUUUGAAAUUGUUAUGAAUUGUUAUUAAGUUAUGAAUUAAUUAAUGUAAUAUAAAUAAAGAAGUGUAUAC
Molecule: messenger RNA, 1603 nt
Organism: Lucilia sericata (common green bottle fly)
Lineage: Eukaryota; Metazoa; Arthropoda; Insecta; Diptera; Calliphoridae
Product: zinc finger protein 587-like
Exons: 6
Coding region: 67-1323 (418 amino acids)
Biological process (GO): regulation of transcription by RNA polymerase II
Cellular component (GO): nucleus
Molecular function (GO): RNA polymerase II cis-regulatory region sequence-specific DNA binding; zinc ion binding; DNA-binding transcription factor activity
Source: RefSeq, a predicted model, not a curated record